Sarcophilus harrisii (Tasmanian devil) is the source of this 1078-nucleotide messenger RNA. Its product is annotated as homeobox protein Hox-D3-like. The coding region runs from base 339 to 746 and encodes 135 amino acids. NCBI's taxonomy places the organism in Eukaryota, Metazoa, Chordata, Mammalia, Dasyuromorphia, Dasyuridae. The transcript is spliced from 2 exons. The record is from RefSeq and is a predicted model, not a curated record.
GGAGGGGACCCAAGUUUCCCAACUCCUGUUCCUGAAUUUUUGACUUUCUCACUCUGCACCCAAGAGCAUCCUUCAGGGCCAAAUCUCCCCAACCCCAGCGCCCCUCUUCAGCUCCCCCCACCCUCCAUCUUCUGAAAUAGCCAGUUUCGCCUGCAGCAGAGGAUUUGCGCCAAUGCGCGAGUAGGGAGUUGGCGGGGCCACACCCAGUCCCGGCCCCUGUCCAGCUCCAGUUACUGCGGCCUCGGACUGCUCCGUCCUCCGGCCUCUGCUUGGGCACCCCCUCCCCCACAAAACUCCGGGCUCCAACCCGAGCCCCCAAAGCUCCAGAAAGCAGAGAAAUGCGCAGCCCAAGCGCCUCACCUGGAAGUCUGGCCACCCCUUACUCACCGAGAACUACCUGUCCUGCGGGCCAAAAGGAGCUCUCCAAGCGGCCCAGUCGUGAGCGUGGAGCGGAAUCCUGCGAGCUCGAAUCUACACUUCGCAGCGCACGGUACAGCGGAGGAGGAGAGGCCACCCGGGACUGCGGCUCAGCUGUCCUUCUCUUGGCUCCCUGGUCGCCUCCGCCUCCUCCCGACCCCCCUCCUCCCAUGCCACGUGCUCCAGCAUCAACCAAUCCCAGCCAGGACCCUCAGCCCUCCCCCCCAAAAUCUCACUGUCAGAGAUCUAGCACAAGGGGACUAGAGGCCAAGGCUAACUUGUUCAUACGCUGCAGGGUUACCGUUAUUCUUUCUUUUCCCCUCUGGUAAACUGCAUCAUAAAACAUAAAGACAAAGAGGUACUUACUUACUCCCUAGCGUCAUGAAGGCUCUCCCAUAAAAAGUCCCAAAUUAAAGGAUUACUUGAUUGUGGCAAGGUUUCCCAAAUUCUUCUCCUAGUCGGGAGUUAGGAGCCUACUUGCAACGAACUUUGGGAAACUGUAAUGCCUUCCAGGACAACCACACACAAUAGAAAAACGAGGUGGAUGAAAAAAAAAUAUUGCUCAGAUUAAGACAGAAGUUUGACCAGAAAGUCUUUUGAGUUAGUCCAUUAAUAGGGUUUUAAGACUGAAAGAUACAUUAAAUAUUAUUUUUUCCAAACU